ACAACAAAAAUAGUUUGCCGUUGAAGAAAAAAAUGCACAAAGGAUAACAACAGCUUUAGUUUAUUUUCAUUUGGUUAAUCGAUUUUUUAUUUGUUUAAGUAAACAAAAUGCACGAUUUGGAAACGAACAAAGAUAGUGUUAAUUAUCUUAUUAACAAAUUGUGUUUAUGUAUUUUACAACAAAAUGAUACUCUAAAUCCAGAUCAAAUACAUGCAGCUGUGCCGAAAUUAAAGGCGUUGUCCUAUCAAAUAUUACUGAAAAAAUCACCAAGGCCACUUAAUAAGAACAGAUUGGAGGAAAAUGUAGAUUUCGAACCACAACGUGCUUUGGAUAUACAAAUAUUUGCUGCAAAAUUAAAUUCUCGCGCCAAUCCGGAAGUUUGUUCGAAAUUUGUUGCAUUUGAAGAGCAAUUGGAGGCCAUAAAAAAUGAAAGAUAUUUUAGUGAAGGUGCUGGUAAGGGCAUAUUACAAUUGUUGUUGGCAUUACAAGGCAAUGUGCAUGAGGAAUAUGAAGUGCCGAAUAUGUGUGCUCCUGAGCUACUGGUACCUGGGCCAUUCACCCUGCAUGCAAACUACAAAGAUAAUAGACAUUAUCCCACGUUCAACGAUUACGACAUUAUGAAUCCAACACCUAAAUAUUUCAAGAGCACAACACCUUUAAAAACUACUGAUAACCCAUACUUACCAAAAUUUUUAUUUGAAGGUGAAACUAAUCAAUUAAUGGCCAUAGAAAAUAAAUUUGCAUCAAAACCAAUUGAAAGGGAUUUUGAGGAAGACUGCACUUUUACCGGCAUGACCAAGCGUUUACUAGGCGCCUCUAUGCGUAUAAAUAUCAAUGCUUUAAGAUUAUUUCCAGAAACCUUUAAACAGCCAAUAAAGUCCUUUAAAUUGGCAUCAUUAAGCCCACGUAAAUCUGUGGUAGCAACAACUGCUGCCACUAAAAAAGAAGACAAUUAUAUUAAUGAGGCAAAAAAAGUUUUCUCUUGGAAUUGGGAAGGUUUGGGUUGUUUUGGUAUAACAUGCUCUAAGCCGUUUGCUGGCGAGGCCAGCAUUUCAUUACUCAUGCAAAGUCAUAUAAAUCAAGCGAAAAGAAAACCAUUUGAAGCAAAAAUUUUAAAGUUGCAGGAUUUUUUAAGCGAUUUAAAGACUUUAACAGUUGGCAUACAAUCGGAUACAUUUUAUCAUGACGAGUUUAUAGUGUUUGCUAUGAAACCGAAUGUGACUAUAGAAGGAGUUUUGCCUGGUACUAUAGAAUAUUUUGUAGAAGAUUUCUUAGAAUGUGGCACCUGUUAUAAACGCAUGCAAACCAUGAUUAUGAAAAGAGACUACAAACUAAUGUUUGAGGGUUUUAUGUUUAAAGCCUUAUGUAGUGCUAUUGAUGAAUAUUUAUUAACAUUUCGUCAAUUUGUUUUUGCCAAAAAUGAUACACAUUUAAUGAGUUUUUAUAAACGCAUGAAGAAAAUGAUGAAACAAAUUACCAAUCUAUCAUUUACAUUGGCUAUACAUCCUAAUGUUGAUGCCAAUGUUAAGCCACCAAUGGGUUCUCAAUUUUUGGGCUAUUUAUAUCGUGAAAUUAUGCGUUUGACAGAAAAGGAUUACAUAACAUUAUUAGUAUUUAUUUUAAAAAGAUGCUGUCAUGUGUAUUUCAAACACUUACAAAAAUGGAUUUUUUAUGGCCUACUAGAUGAUCCUUGCAAUGAACUAUUUGUGGGUUUUGUAGAUCAUUAUAGAGAAAAUACUAAAUACUUUUACGAUAAAGCCUAUUUUGUGCGCAAGGAAUCUGUGCCGGGAUUUUUUCAAAACUUUGAGGAACAAAUAUUACAAUGUGGCAAAUAUACCAUGUUAUUAAAAGCCUACAAACCCAAUCAUGCUCUGUUUGAUUUAAAUUAUCCCUCGGUAUCCGUGUGUCUUUCGUUUGAGGAUAUUGAAAAACUUGAUUCCGCUUGCUUGCAUUAUUAUGAAAAUGCCAAGAAGGUGUGUGCUAAACCCAUAACUAUACGAGAAGUCUUUGAGACAAGAUCCGAAGAAAAACGACAAUUUUUCCAACGCAUGGUGGAGAGAUCACGAGCCAAUCUAGAACGUUGGACAGAUGAACAACAUGAGCUGGCACUCAUAGCGUCUGAACAAAAGAGAAAGCGCCUAGAAGAUCUUUCUUUGCAACUUAAAGACGUCAAAGAGCGUAAGAUUAGAGAACGCAAAGCAAAUGUUGAAUUGGAAUUGAAAUAUCUUAGAGAGGCGGAAAAAAUUGAAGAAGAACGUAUGAUAAAGGAUAAUAUAAAUUUGAGAAAACGUAUAGAAUACUAUCAGGAAUUAAGUGAUAUCAUAAAUGAAAAUGAAAAAGCCAAAAAUAAAGAUAAAAUAAAGAAACUUUCUCUAAACAUACCACCCACAUCUGCCUCAUCCACAUCGAUGCAAACAGCUCAACUGCAAACACCAGCUAGUACAGCGGGUACUGAUUUUGAGUCAUGUUUUGGUGAUGAUGAUGAGCCGGGCUCUGAAUAUGAAGAAUGUAUAUCGGAUGAUUUUGUGGAAAAAUUUGCCGAAAACGAAAAGGAUCUAAGAGCAAUUUAUGAAGCGAAUGAGGAAGAUGAAGACAAAGAUAAAGAACAACUUGCUAGUGAAAAUUCCACCGAAACAUUGAAAAAUGUUGUGCUAGAAGAAAACGCCAACAAUGUUUUAAAAUCCUGCCUUAAGCGCAGUGAUUCAGAUUUUCUCAAUUCCAAUGAAGCUUUUAGUAUCAAUACACUACAAGAAAAUCGUAGAAAAGCAAUGUCGGGCACAAAUAUGGAUCAAUGCGUUAAAACCAUGGAGGUAGAUGUUGGAAACUACAAACCUAUUGUAAAUGUUAAAGAGUUAGCAAAAUGUGAUCUAGAAACGCAGGAACAACUUCCUAGUGAAAAUUUCAAAUUCCAAGAAAACGCCAACAAUGUUUUAAAAUCCUGCCUUAAGCGCAGUAAUUCAGAUUUUCUCAACUCUAAUGAUGCUUUUAGUAUCAAUACACUACAAGAAAAUCGUAGAAAAGCCAUGUCGGGCACAAAUAUGGAUCAAUGCGUUAAAACCAUGGAAGUAGAUAUUGGAAACUGCAAACCUAUUGUAAAUGUUAAAUAUUUAGCAAAAGCCGAUUUAGAAACGCAGGCUAAUUAUGAAAAUCUGUUAAGUGAAUCCAAACGUAAUAGAAUGCGGGUCUUAAAUGAAGAAUUAAAUUUUCAAAAUAUUCAUACAAAAUCCAUGCCCGAUAUAAAUCUAAACACUUUGCCAGAAUCGGAAUUAACCGACCUACAGCGCAAUCGCAGACGUAUGAUGCAAAAUGAUUUAUUUUGUGAAUAUAAUAAAGAUCCAAUGGCAGCAAGAUCUACGCUGUAUCUUAAUUUAGAUACCGAUCGUGCACGCAACCGCCGAAAAGUACUCGAAAGUGAAUUUAAUAUAUUGACAGGUAAAAUGGAAAUGAAACCAGUACAGACGGCAACUGGCAUAAACCUUGAUACACCUAUGACUCCUAUGUCUACUACUUCGGACAAUACGCCUCUUACAGAGACUGCUAACGAGGGACAGGCAGAUAAAGAUAAUGGCAAUGAUGUUGGCAAUAAAACAAAAGAGAAUAAAGAAACCCUAAACGAGUUAAAGCUAAAUGUUUCUUUGGCCAGAAAAUUACCCAAAGACUUGACUAUUUCCACAGCCGCUACCACGUUCGUUGAGUCUACGCCAGAUUGUGGCCUUAAUACAGCUGGGAUAAUGGCCAAAAAGGGCUUUCCCUUUCCCAAUGAGGAAAAACGGAAAAAACAGCAACAAGAUGCCUCCACUGAAGCACCCGUUCAUAAUGAAUGUCUGCAACAGGAAGAUGCUUGUCCCCAACCUGAUUAUCAAAAUCCCUAUAAACGUUGUUGUGAACUGCUCUCAACGAAUUUCACCUGUAACACCCGCAGUCCCUAUGUACGUCUCAAUGAUCCCACUAAAAAGGCCCCGGGCCUAGAAAAUGCCAAAAAACUUGAUCUUAACAUUAUGAGUGUGAUUACACUAACAGAAUUUCUGCAAAAAUCGGUUAUCAUACCCAUGAGUACCCAUUUGGAAUUGGUUAACAAUGAGGUGAUGCGUAUGUUUUUACAAGAUUUAAAAAUUAUCGAUCAUUUUCGUAGUCUGCGUAAUUACUACUUUAUGAUGGACGGUGAAUUUGGUUCGAUAAUAUGCGAUGGUAUUAUUGGAAAAUUGGAGGACGGCGCUACACCGGAGAAAUUGUUAAACUAUCAAAUUUUACAUUCGAUUUUAGAUACGGCUUUGGGAUCGAGCAUAACAGGUAAAGAUAAAAAUGCCGAAAAUCUUUCCUUCAUCGUCAACGAUGUACCCGAAAAAUUCGAACUCAACUCCCCCGACGUUCUUAACAAUCUCAGUCUUAGUUACCGCAUUAAUUGGCCCCUGAAUCUCGUACUUAAUCCCGAAACUCUCGAACAAUACGCCAACAUUUUCAAAUAUCUUAUACGUGUACGACGUAUAAGUUGGAUUUUGGAAAGGGCCUAUCAGAUACUAAAAGAAGCGGUUAAACAACAUGGCAGUGCCAUUCUGAAAUCGCCCCAAUACAGACAUGUACAAUUAAUACGUCAUAAGUUUUAUCAUUUUGUGCAUGCGCUGCAAAAUCACAUAACUGCAAAUGCCCUGCAGGCCUCAUGGAAGACCUUCAAAGAUGAGCUGAUGACGACAAAGACUAUAGAAGAUAUAUAUAGGAAGCAUGCCACCUAUAUAAAACGUAUAUUGUUUUUGUGCAUGCUGAAUAAGAGAAGUGCCGAAUUUUAUAAUACCAUAGAGAAUGUAUUUAAAAUAUCAUUACGUUUCUACAAUAAUUUAAAAUCACGAGAAUUUAAAUUAAAACCUGGCAAUGAACAUUUCAUACACUCUCGCUAUGAAAAGUUGGUAAAUGAUGAAUUAGAAUUUGAUAAAUUUAUUAAAUAUACCAUCUACCUGGGCAAUAAGAUUGUAAGACAUGGCUAUCAAGCGGAGAUUGGUGAAUUUAUUAGUUUGAUAAAUUACAAUCAAUACUAUAUGCAAAAUGCAUUUUAAAACAAGUAAAAGAAAAACUCAAUAAUUUAUUUAUAUUAACACUAUUAUGUUGUUUUUGUAUGAAAGAAAUUUUAGCUAGUUAUAAAUUGCUUUUUAGAAAAUGUAUUAAAAAAAUAUGGCCGGCCUUUGCUCGCAUAGUGUUAAAAGUUUAAUGAUCAUAUUGUGCUUUAAUGAUUUUUGUUUAAUAAAUAUUUUGUUUCUUUGAUUUCUUGUUAAAAA
Calliphora vicina (urban bluebottle blowfly) is the source of this 5267-nucleotide messenger RNA. It is a transcript of the gene Grip163, whose product is annotated as gamma-tubulin complex component 6. Gene Ontology annotation, biological process: meiotic cell cycle; microtubule nucleation; cytoplasmic microtubule organization. The record is from RefSeq and is a predicted model, not a curated record. Gene Ontology annotation, cellular component: equatorial microtubule organizing center; gamma-tubulin complex; spindle pole. Bases 108 to 5048 code for a protein of 1646 amino acids. NCBI's taxonomy places the organism in Eukaryota, Metazoa, Arthropoda, Insecta, Diptera, Calliphoridae. The transcript has 11 exons. Gene Ontology annotation, molecular function: gamma-tubulin binding; microtubule minus-end binding.